UUCCGCCCACGUGUUUUCAUUACUAUUUCAUACGGUGACCUAAUUUUGGUUAUGGGCUAUUCAUUUGUUGGCCCAUAAUGCAUUGCAAGGCAGGCAAAUGUUGGAAUUAUUAGUUUAAGGGAAACUUAGCUCCCAAGUAUGGCAACAUUGUUUGGCGAGAUCAGCCAGCAGCUGGACUUCACCAGCUGUGGAGAGGAGGGGAGUAGCAGUGACAACAGCUCCGAUGACUGCGCCUUCAGGAUCCACAGCCCCAGGAUCCACAGCCCCAGGAUCCACAGUCCUGGCUCUGUGUGCAGGACACCCAGGGGGCAACAACACCGCAGUAGAAGCAACACCGUGUGUUCCCCUUUAGAGUGCACCAGCCCGAUACCUUACGCCUCCUGGAGUAAACUGAGGCUCUGUGACUCUCCCAGCACACCCAAGAGCCUUCUAUCGAAGUCGUCCCAGCCUUGCUCCAGCACUAAGAUCGUCCGCCCUCAGCGGACUCUGUGCUUCGCCUCAGUUUCUGCCGCUAACCUCAUCCAGGCACCGUUUGUGAACGUGAAUCCUUUCACCCCGGAGACCGUCCGCAGGAACAGCGCGCAGCAGUGGAAUAACCGCUGUAGGAGUGACAAUGAUGACGAUUAUGGACGCAGGUUGAAGCACGGCCUAACGUCAUCUGAAGAGGAUGACGAAGCCUUUCUCCCAUCGAAGCGGCGAGCUGUCCAAGCCUUCAUGCUGUCGCGCUAUGAGAGUGAGUUCCUGGAGCUGGAGUGCAUUGGUGUGGGCGAGUUUGGGGCCGUUUAUAAGUGUGUGAAGAGGCUGGAUGGUUGCUUGUACGCCAUAAAGCGCUCCCGCCGUCCCCUGGCAGGCUCCACCAAUGAGCAGCUGGCCCUAAAGGAAGUGUACGCGCAUGCCGUUCUUGGGCACCACCCACAUGUUGUUCGCUAUUAUUCAGCUUGGGCAGAGGACGAUCACAUGAUUAUUCAGAAUGAAUACUGUGACGGUGGAAGCCUCAGUGAUGUCAUUGUGAUGAAGAAGGUGCAGGACGAGCUAUUUUCAGAGGCCCAGUUGAAAGAGCUGCUCUUACAAGUGUCUUUGGGGCUCAAAUACAUCCACAGCUUGGGCCUCGUACACCUGGAUAUCAAACCAAGUAAUAUAUUCUUUUGUCAGCGUCCCAGCACAAGUGCAGCGGAUGAAGGGGAGAGUGAGGAGGAGGAUGACCGAAGUGCUUCAGCAGGAGUCAUUUACAAAAUUGGGGAUCUGGGUCAUGUGACUUCAACCCGCAGUCCUCGAGUUGAGGAAGGGGACAGCCGCUUUCUGGCCAGAGAGGUCCUGCAUGAGGAGUACAGCCACCUGCCAAAGGCGGACAUCUUCGCUCUGGGCCUUACGAUCCUGCUGGCAGCCGGUGCUCCUCCUCUUCCUCAAAAUGGAGAUGAGUGGCACAGGCUUAGAGAGGGGAAGCUCCCCAAACUGCCAAAGGAGCUAUCGCCUCCCUUCCGAGGCCUACUUCAGCUCUUGCUGGACCCAGACCUGACGAAGCGGCCCUCUGCCAGGGAGCUGUGCAAACACACGGUCUUGCGGGAGGAGAGGACUGGGAGGGUGGCGGCUCAGCUACGCAGAGAGCUCAAUGUAGAGAAGUUCAGGACAGCAAUGCUCGAAAAAGAGCUCCAGGAGGCUCGUCAGGCAGUUUUGUCGCCCCAGCAGCUCCUCGGUCCUGGGCUGAAACGUGCCACGAUGGGGUCCCUACCCAGAGCUGGAAGGAGGCUUGUUGGCGGGAAGACGGCGCGAUCCAUGAGCUUCGGUUGCUCAGGGUAUGGCGUCUGACGGGACGUCACGACACCCACGUGCCUGUCCUUUGCUCGGAUGAUACGUGACUCCUUCUGCAGCCAGGCUGUGGUAAACAUUUUUAAAUGAGGUCUCUCGCAGACAUAACGGGAUUGAAAGACCUAAUAAUCUUCAGUGAUGCAGAGCUGUGGUUUGUGUUUUUAAAGGACUCAUCUGACUCACUCGUACUCCUUUCAAUUGAUUAUCUGGCAGAGGCAAGAUGUGACUGCUGCAGACCAAUGUUCUUUUAAAAAAAUGUAAAUAAAAUUUUAAAGCAUUUUA
Pseudoliparis swirei is the source of this 2088-nucleotide messenger RNA. It is a transcript of the gene wee2, whose product is annotated as WEE2 oocyte meiosis inhibiting kinase. Lineage: Eukaryota; Metazoa; Chordata; Actinopteri; Perciformes; Liparidae. The transcript is spliced from 12 exons. Gene Ontology annotation, biological process: regulation of meiosis I; mitotic cell cycle; protein phosphorylation. Gene Ontology annotation, cellular component: nucleus. The coding region runs from base 139 to 1806 and encodes 555 amino acids. The record is from RefSeq and is a predicted model, not a curated record. Gene Ontology annotation, molecular function: non-membrane spanning protein tyrosine kinase activity; magnesium ion binding; ATP binding.